Molecule: messenger RNA, 809 nt
Organism: Cryptotermes secundus
Lineage: Eukaryota; Metazoa; Arthropoda; Insecta; Blattodea; Kalotermitidae
Exons: 2
Coding region: 125-481 (118 amino acids)
Source: RefSeq, a predicted model, not a curated record
AUGAUCAGUCCACUGUUGUGGGUUCAGUUCUUCUCAGUGACUGGUCUCAAGCACAAGAAACUGAUCAGCAUAACAUCCGUGAAGAUUUGAAAAAUCCUCAGAACACUUGAAGAGAUAACACAAGAUGAAUACUUACACGUUGGUAGGACUAUUUUGCCUUGUGCUGGCAACGUCAAUCUCCUCUCUGCCAACCAUGUCGCCCGCUGAGUCUGCUAGCCUCGCAUCUACAGAGGUAGCCGAACAUGAGUACAUCCACCUCUCAACAGAAGUACCCAGCGCGGGAGAUGAACCAAGUACCACUGAAGAUGCUGACGAACCAGUACCAUCUGACAAAGACGACAUGGAAACAGCGGAGGUCGUUGUGUUCAGACCACUGUUUAGUUAUAAACGGGUUGAGGCAGAGCGGCGUCGCAAGCUCAAUCAGGCUCGCCGGCGGCCUCUAUAUUAUCCGUAUUAUCCAUAUUAUCCAUACCGACAUUAAAAAUUAUCUCUAGAAUCGCCGACAUAAUGAACCCAUUUCGCACUCACAAUAUUUAAAUAACUUUCUUUGGGCAUUUAAUCUUCAGCAUACUCAGAUGGUGCAAAAUACGCUACACAAUAUUUCUCAUACUCAUCACAAGCUUGAGAAACAGGAAUAUUUCUGUAUUUCACAUAAAUUCAUAUUCACUCGAAGUACUGAGCAGUAUUAUCAUCAAGGAUGAGAUGCCUUUAGUCCGACAGUUCAACGAAGUUUCGGAGGUUUGUUGGAUACAUCUUUGGAAUCGGAAAGUUAAUCGACCAAGCUCUCAAUCUGCAUAGUUUCGCACCCC